AUGGAUGCCUUCUUCCAGGCACCCCAGCUCAAUAAUGUUGUAUACGCGAAAUACGAAAAAUACGCCUUUGGUUGUGAUAUCCACCGUGGCUCUUGGCUUGUACCAGAAGUUCAGAAUGUGAUCGACUUGGCUCGGACACAAAGGCUGAAUUCGUCAUGCUCUCGCCUCAAAACACUUCCAUUCCCACUUAAGAUAUGCCUCCUGGUACUGGACAUUAUCUGCCCUAUUGAGUUCACCGAGUUCGAUGUGUAG
This is a messenger RNA of Penicillium malachiteum, 252 nucleotides long. RefSeq lists its product as uncharacterized. Lineage: Eukaryota; Fungi; Ascomycota; Eurotiomycetes; Eurotiales; Aspergillaceae. The transcript has a single exon. The record is from RefSeq and is a predicted model, not a curated record. The coding region runs from base 1 to 252 and encodes 83 amino acids.